GAUUUCAUCAAAUUAUUCUUCUAUCUUCUUGCUGUGUCGGCAUUUUUGGUCGCUGUGUUUACCUCAUGUUCUUGGUUUGCAUUGAAAGAUGGCCAGCUUGGAUGAACUGAUCUCAAGAUGUCGGGAGUGAUUUCAUCUGUGUAGUUGUGGUGAUUGCAUCUGAAAUGGCUGCUUCAGGCAGCAGUCUUUCACAGUUUCCCAGUGUCCACCAUCAUCUGAAGGUGGAACACCAUGAGAGGGACCGAGAUUCGCCAUCAAGUGUCAUGACAAACAGCUUCAUGCACAGUACCAACUGCAUGGCGGACACCCCUUCCUCUGCUUUGGUAGAACCGGACCCCCACUCCCUCCUCAGUUCCUCUCUGACGGUUCCUCAGUCAAGCCUAACGGUCAGUGACCACGAGUCAACCAUUGACUCCCUGAAUGACGAUGGAAGCGACCUGCACGGGGAUGACUUCUCCAGCCAGCUUGGAGGAUGUGGAGACGAGUCGGACACCUUGGACGCCCUGUCCAGUCUGGCCCUCCAACAAUCAAGUCUCUUCCUGGUGAACCUUCCGACCAGGGCGCAGGCACCUCUUGGAUCGUUGGGCGGGGCCACCACAUCAUUCAUGCCCCUCCUGGUGAUAGGAGGGGGAAUGCAGAAGGGCGGAGAAGGGGCACAGUUUCUGAGGUUGCGGGAUAUCGCCCAUGCUAACUUGAUCUGUGCAACCCAAGAGAGUAUUGCCAGGACCUACAAUGCACCAACUCCAAAGCAAGUUGAAAAACGAGAGCACAAAUGUGAGCAAUGUGGCAGGAUCUUCAAGUCAUCCAGUCACUUCCGUUACCACAUGGAAACCCACAAGGGCAACAAGUUACUCAAGUGCCCUGUCAAUGGCUGCAAUAGAAGCUUUUCCUGGCCUGCUAACCUCAAAUACCAUGUUAGGACACAUGCCAAUGACCGUCCCUACCCAUGUCCCAGCAAGGGUUGUGGAAAGACAUUCUUCACAGUCCAGGCUCUAAAUGUCCACAGCAGAAUUCACUCUGGUACCAAACCUUUCAAAUGCACCCAUGAUGGCUGUGAUAAGAGCUUCACCACGCAGGGAAACCUCAAGAAUCAUUUCAGGACUCAUACUGGUGAGCGUCCAUUCAAUUGUGACUUUGAUGGAUGUACUCAGAAGUUUGCAGAGAUGUCUAGUUUAAAGAAGCAUAAACUUACACAUACAGGUGAAAAACCGUACAAGUGUGAGAUUUGUGGACGCCUCUUCUCCCAGAGCGCCAGUCGGAAUACUCAUAAACGACGCCACCACAGCUCAUUGACGGACAGCAAAAUCUCACCUGUCUUGGAUGGUGAUAGUGAUGUAGCCAAUGAGAAGCUGGUAUCUAAGGGGCGUGGCAGUAGCCACACCAAUAAGAAGUCUCGCUUUACGAUAGAACGCCUAAAGCGAGAAACAGCAAAGAGUCCAGUAUGUGAAUCUAUAACUGGGAUAAGUUCUAGUGAAAUCCCGUCUGUAGCAGCUCCUUGCAGCAGUAUUGAUCAAGAACCUGAUGACAUCUCACUUCCACACUCACUCCUACCAGGACUUGGUCAGGAGGAAUCCUCUGUAGCAAGCUCAUUGGAGAAGGCUGAUUUGCAGGACGAAUCAUCCUCAGAGUUUGUUCUUUCUCAUCAGCACUCGAUCCAUAGCAUGGUUAGUGGAUCGCAUCACAGUCAUGAUAUUCAAGAGAGUACCGAAAGUAGCCAACAUCAUCAUCAUCAUCAUCAUCAUCAUCAUGGGCACCUACAUCACCAUGCCAACCGUCUCCAUGAUCAUCAAGAAGUAUCAUCAGCAGGCGGGAUGGUUUACAAUCCCGCUGCCAGCCAGUCACUGCUACAGUCAAACCUUGAUGAGGCGGGCCCUCACCUGAUGGGUGUGGCUGACGAAUCCAACGUGAUGGGCGUCACCAGCAACCAUGUGAUGUCAGUAGCCGACAUGGGUGUGUCUAGUAGCCAUUUGAUUGAUGUAUCUGACAGCCAUGUCAUGAGUGUAACCGACAGUCAUGAUGUGAUUGGGGUAUCAGAUGGUCAUGUGAUUGGUGUAUCAGAUGGUCAUGUGAUUGGCGUGUCCGAUAGUCAUGUGAUGGGCGUGUCAGAUAGCCAUGUAAUGGGCGUAUCGGAUAGUCCAGUCAUGGGCGUAUCGGAUAGUCACGUUAUAGGUGUUUCAGAUAGUCACGUUAUAGGUGUAUCAGAUAGUCAUGUCAUAGGUGUAUCGGAUAGUCAUGUGAUCGGUGUGUCCGAUAGUCAUGUGAUGGGUGUGUCUGAUAGUGAUCAUGUGAUUGGCGUCUCUGAUGAUCCUCCAUCAGUAAGUGAGGGGCUACAGUAUCCUGAAGACAUAUGGGGUGGUCAAGAGCAUAUGGGUGAAAACAUUAUGGAAUGUACUUGACAUAUACCCGUAUGCAACAGUAAUUAACUUAUCAAACUCAUAGAACAGUAAAGUUUUGUAUGAAUUUUUUGUUGUUGAGUGGUAUUUAUGUUUAUUCUGAGCUGUAACCUAUAAAGUAUUAAGUAUAUAGUGAUAUUAUUUAAGUGUUGGUGAAAACUAUGGAUUGAAAAAAUAUAUAUAUACUUGCCACACUAUGUCUUUACCACAACUUAAACCAUUGAAAAAUAAUGGAAGAUUGACCAUAACUAAAAAUAACCUUUUCAAAUGUAUUUGUACUCUCUUAUUCUCUCAAAAUGUUUGAUUAUCAGUGAUAUUUCUUCCACAUUUUGGAUCUUGUUUAUGCUAUUAAUAGGCAUUUUGAUGCUGAUACAUUCCAAGUCACCUGACCUUUAAGCAAUCUCAUUAUAUUUUAAACUUUUUCGAUUGAGAGGCAGUUACUAUUAAAAAUUUAACCCAAUAUUGUCAAGCCCCAUAAUGAAAUUAUUCCCUAAUUUAUAUAACCAUACUUAACAGUAGAUGUGGUGUUUAAAAUAUCAAUUUAAACGAUUGAUGUUUUGUGAUAUUGGACAAAACUUGGAUGCACUUAUUUUUUUCAGCCAGAUGUUAACUGUGUGUGAUGCAUUUGUAAAGUAUACAUUUUGAUAACGACUCUUCUUUUUUUAAAGGGUCAUAGAUAAAAAAAAUGAAUAUUUAUCCCCUUGUUUACAAAUGUCUUUUUAUUAUCCAUGUAAACAUGAUUUUUUUUUCAUUUAAACUAUGUGACUACGACUCGUAUAAAAGUGAUUAAAAAAAGGUUUCUGAUGAGAUGUUUGCAUGCUACUGAAUGCAUUUUGUUUGGAGAUAGAAUUAUCUAGUGUACUAUAUAUAAAACACAAUCAGUUCAAAUUGAUCGGGGUUGACCGAAAUCAAGGUUGAAACUAUGUGUGCUGUGGAAGGGCUGUCUGCAUGUUGGUUAGUGUAUUUUCUGUUUGGUCCCAUCCUUUAUGGUCUAAUCCUAGUUCAUGGACAACCAGUACAUCUGGGUCUGAUUGCCAUUUAGCCAAUUAAUUAUUUGUAUCUAAAUUCCAGUCAGGCUAUACCUAUUUCAUCUAAUAUCCACUUGGUCUUACAUCAUGUAGUAUUAUAUAAGGUUAUUUUGAACUGUUUAUAAAUUGAGAUUCCAUUUAGCUAAGUACAAAUUAAUAAUCGUUACUGGAAACCGGUUCAGGAAACCAGUUUGGAAGAUCGCUUUGUAAGCGUUCCCACUUGAUCACAGGAAGUGGU
Lytechinus variegatus (green sea urchin) is the source of this 3659-nucleotide messenger RNA. RefSeq names its product zinc finger protein 148-like. Bases 165 to 2396 code for a protein of 743 amino acids. Gene Ontology annotation, molecular function: RNA polymerase II cis-regulatory region sequence-specific DNA binding; DNA-binding transcription factor activity, RNA polymerase II-specific. The transcript is spliced from 9 exons. Gene Ontology annotation, biological process: regulation of transcription by RNA polymerase II; central nervous system development. Gene Ontology annotation, cellular component: nucleus. NCBI's taxonomy places the organism in Eukaryota, Metazoa, Echinodermata, Echinoidea, Temnopleuroida, Toxopneustidae. The record is from RefSeq and is a predicted model, not a curated record.